Molecule: messenger RNA, 1652 nt
Organism: Blepharisma stoltei
Lineage: Eukaryota; Ciliophora; Heterotrichea; Heterotrichida; Blepharismidae
Source: the annotation of a GenBank genome assembly
AUGGAUAGGACUGAAAUUACAGUGUUUCUCAAUGGGCAUUUAACUCAAAGCUGUAAAAUCCGCAUCCGGCCCCACAUGUCCGUCAAAGAUAUCCUCUCAGAAUCAUCUGAAAAAUUUAAUCUCCACCUUAAAAGGUCUUUUAAAAUUUUCGAUUCUACAGGAGGCGAAAUAUCUGACGAAGACCUAGAUAUGCUCAACCCAGACGAGCCUUUAUUCCUAUCUCGUGGUGAAGCUUUCCUACGGCAAUCCAGCAUGGCUAUAUACGAAGAACUCAAAAAAUUAGGACAAGGAGGUUUCGGAUCUGUAUCCUUAUAUAAAAAUAAAUUAACUAAAGAAGAGGUAGCUAUCAAAGUGGUCAGCUACAAAACUUUGGUUUCCCAUGAAGAUGUAAGUAGAGUUUAUACAGAAAUGAUGCUAUUAAGAAGCUUAAAACAUCAAAAUAUUGUAAAAUUAAUUGAUGCGUUUCCUUUAGAUGACAAGCUUUGUUUUGUUAUGGAAUAUUGCAGUGGAGGAGAACUUCAAAAAUAUGUGGAAGAAAAAGGAAAACUUGAUGAAGAAGAAGUUUUCAGUUUGGCUGUACAAAUUAUUGGGGCUGUUAGGUAUUGCCAUAAUAAUAAGGUGAUACAUAGAGACUUGAAACUGGAAAAUGUGCUUUUUUCAAACAGAAAUAAAAAUGUAAUUAAAAUCGUGGAUUUUGGAAUUGCGGGGAUGUGCAGCGCAAGUGGGAAGGGGCAAAAAUCAGACUCCGGGAGCUUGAUGUAUACAGCGCCUGAAGUAAUUUCGAGGACUGAUAAUAGAGCAUCGCCGGCGCUUGAUAUAUGAAGCUUAGGAUGCAUUUUUUAUGCGUUAUUGACAGGAAGUUUGCCGUUUCAAGGAAAUACAGUUGCUCAAAUUGUACAGAAUAUAGACCAGGAGUGAUUUUAGAUCGCCUUUGGCUAGGAGGAUGCUUGGAAAAUCUCCGAGUUGGUUUUUCAACUUAAGAUGACGAGCCAGUUCGGGGAGUUUCCAAGCAUUCUCCUAGCUCAGGGAGAUCUAAAAUCACUCCUGGGCUAUAUUGUUAAUGUGAAUUAUGCACCUCUUCCUGCAUCGGUUUCCAACUACUGGCGGCAUUUGAUUACAAAUAUUUUUCAAAAAAACCCUGAAAAGAGGUGGAGCAUGCUCAAAAUUUCUAUCCAAAUUUCCUUAACUUUAGGUCUUUUAUAAUAUUUAUUAUUUAUAUUUAUUUAAAAUAUAAAAAAUUAUUCAUUACUUAAUAUAUUAAUUAUAUAGAUAAAUGCAGAUACGGAAGCAGAGAUUUGUCGAUUAGUAGCAAUGAGGAAGAAAUUCCUGUAAUUAAAAAGGAGGAAAGUAAAAAGAGCAUUGCAAAUCAAAGAAUUAUUAUAAGAGAUGAGUUACCUGGACGAACAAUUUUGACUGGAAAUGGAAAUAGAUGCUCUCAAAUAAAGAAAAGGACCUUGAUAGAUAGUGAAAAAAUAUCCUCUAGAAAUAAGUCACCUGAAAGGCAAAAAAUAUUGCAAUUAAAAGAAGUGCUAUCAGCUAGAAAAAGCAGAGGCUUUACAGUGAUAGCUAAAAGUUCAAGCGAUGCAAUACUGAAGAAAAAUCUUUAUCCACUGAGAAUUGAGAAAAAAAAGACUUGUUUAAAUUUAAAAUAA